This is a messenger RNA of Ciona intestinalis (vase tunicate), 2070 nucleotides long. The record is from RefSeq and is a predicted model, not a curated record. Lineage: Eukaryota; Metazoa; Chordata; Ascidiacea; Phlebobranchia; Cionidae.
CGUUAUAUUUUGUUGUGUAAGCUGUGGCAAUGUAGGUACAUAAUUUUAUCUUAACACUGAAAAUGUUUUAUAAUAAAGUGUAGAAUGUCUCACGCGAACGUGGUGUAAUAGAAUGGCAAAUAGUCACCUCAGUUACAAGAAAAAAGUUUCGUUCUAUUUUUUGUUUUUAAUAUAUUUGUUUUUCUGGAUGAGAUGUGCCAUUCAGCGGGAAAACACUUCAACCAUAAGUCGAGAAGUUCAUCCCAAGCGCAAUGCUGGUGUCGAAUAUUUAACAGUUUAUGCUGUUAUGUUUGUUUCUUCCAUAAACAUCUCUCUUGUCGCGAAAUCUAUGUCCGAACUACUGCACAUUCCUCAAUCGAAUUUCAUCAUCGAUGAACAAGUUACGUCGUAUGGUUUGCCGGCAUUCUUCAACCACCUAACAAAAAUUAAAAAAAACGUACGUAGACUAUUUUGUCGAGAAAAAUAUCAACUUUUUAAUCAUAUUCCACAAGAAUUCGAAGUGUUUGCAAGAAUCCCCCACCAACCUAACAACGCUUGCCACCAAACACCCAUCAACAGCAGUUGCUUUGCUUUGACUUGGAAGGUGGCUGGUUACGACACAGAUUUCCGGUUUGAAUAUGAAAGAAACAUGGAUCUGAUACAUUGUUACAAGAAGCUGAUAUACAGCGGUGAAAUAGAAAAGAAAGUGAAAGGAUGUAUGACGUCAUGGAAUCUGAUAGGAGUCUUACCUAAAACAUGGAGUAGCAAGUCCGACGUUGGAGUUAGCGACAGUAAAAGUUUUAUUUUUACAUCGCGGCGACGACGAAAGAGAUCUUUUCCGUCCUCAAUAAUUCAUAGCGUAGUCCGCCAUAAAGUAAAGCAUUUGAGCGUCGCACCUGAACUUUACAUGCCCAAUACAAGGUUAAUUAACCAAGUUCAAGUGUCAACAACCACCACCCGCCCAGCACUUAUAUCAACAUACAGUGACCCACCAGAGUUCUCAACAACCCAAGAGAUAGACCGCAAGGGCGAAGGCAACAUGUUCGAGUAUGCGGCUAUUUGGGGGAAAGCAUUUACAAUAAAGAUUCCGGAUUGGUGGAAACAGAGAAUAACCAGCCCUCAUGUAAUCAGCAUCAAUGUAACGUGGCUUUAUUAUGACAAAACAAGAUAUUCUGUGAUCGGUGUUCCAUUGGGGAAAAUUCGCAAUGAUUUAGUAAAUGUGACAUUGAAACAAGGAACAGAGGAUUUUAACAUGAGGUUGAACAUUACAAUCACUGACAAUCGAGUUGGCGAACCAAGCUAUUUUGUUACGUCACAGCUGACAUUGCUGCCAAGAUCACGUGAUUGGGGCAGCGAUGAAAUAAUCCCCUUAAAGUUUAUGGAGAAAAUCAGAGAUUUCCUUCCACACGUUGACCUUUGGGAUAUCACAAUACUUAACGUAAAAUUUUCACCAAGGGUUAACGUCUCUGACGUAACAGUGACGUGGUUAAUUGAUAAAUUUUCCCAGCAAGUCUUCUAUGAAAAUUAUUUUACAUCUUUGUUCCACAAGACAGGAAAUCAAACUUUUGCUUUAUCCCUGCUACCCCACUUCGUCUUGCAAUCGAUGUUAUUUGAACGUAUUGAAGAAAUCACAACUACAGAACACGGAUCAAAUGCCGGUGUAGUUGUUCCUGUUUGUGUGGUUGUCCUUAUAGUUUUCUUGUCGAUUUCUUCAGUCAUCCUUUUACAUAAAAGGAAAAAAACAACCAAAAACUCAAUGCUUGAUACAACGUACAAAAAAUGCAGAAAACCAAUCUGUUUACUUGGAGAAAUACAGCUCGACAGAUUCCGGCCUUCUAAACCAAGAAUCAUUGAACCGGAUGAUUAUUGUGAACAUCAAUCACGUGAUGACGUAAACAAUCAAAUUAAGUCACGAUUCCGAAAUUUUGAAAAUGAUGUCGAGGGAACACAAAGUGGUUCUUAUUCUUGUUUUGCAAUCGGUGAUUAUCCCGGACGGGGUUCCAGUAUAAACAAUAGUUCACACCAAAGUUAGUAUAGACCAAGUUAGGAAACGGAUUGUAAAACAACGAGUCGUAUUAUCCAUUGUUUCGC